Molecule: messenger RNA, 2599 nt
Organism: Microplitis mediator
Lineage: Eukaryota; Metazoa; Arthropoda; Insecta; Hymenoptera; Braconidae
Exons: 5
Coding region: 408-836 (142 amino acids)
Biological process (GO): negative regulation of cAMP-dependent protein kinase activity
Cellular component (GO): nucleus; cytoplasm
Molecular function (GO): cAMP-dependent protein kinase inhibitor activity
Source: RefSeq, a predicted model, not a curated record
CAGUAUAUAUGUGACAAUACAAUGACAAGCAGCUGACAAAUAUGAUAAUUAUAAUUAUCGAUACGGUCGUUGAUUCUCUGAAAAACGUUGACCUUGUGGUUUUAUUCAGCCCAAUAAUUAAUAAGUAACAGUAAUUAUUAACAAAAUUAACUAUAAAAUUAAUAAACUCUGAGUUACUGUUCCUAAAAUAGAUGAUAAAAAAAAUUUUUAUGUAAUAAUUUAGUCGUCAGCUGAAGGAGUUCGACGCGAGAACCAUCGAUUCGUUCAGACGUUGACGCGCGCUCGAGUUGUUACCUUCCUCUUGGAGACGGUGUCUAAUCUACGUGCUUAUAAAAUAAUAUUUAUUAUUUAAUAUAAAGUCUACAGCUACUGGUUUUUAGACGGCACGAGAUAAGAGAAUAUUAUCAAUGGUGAAGCAGCAAAAAGAGUCACAUGAGGGUGACGAUAACCCGAAACUCAAGAAAAUAAACUCCAGAAAGAAGAAACACAAAUACGCCCGAAGAAAAUGGCUUGUUCCUUCUGCCAAAGUGUUGAAAAUGCUGUCGCAGAAGCAUGCGGAGUCAGAUGCUGAGAGCGAAGCCGGUGGCGGGGGUGGAGAUGCUGAAGGCGCCGUGACGCCGGGUAGUGUUUCCAAUGGCGAGGGUACCAAGGAAUUUCUUUCAACCGGAAGAACAGGACGUAGAAAUGCGAUGCCUGAUAUCUUGGGUCAACAUGCGAAGACAGGGAUUGCUGAUUUACCAUCGCGUCUUGAGUCUCUUACCACUAAAUCAGAUGAAGCUGGUACGAGUGGUAUGGCUCAGAGUGGCCCGUCUACCUCUCAACAGCAGAUGGGUUGACGUAAGACUAAAUUUGAUUUUCAUGAUAAUUAUUUCCCAAGAUAUUUCAUCUUGACGUUACGUACAUAUUUGUAACAAAACUGAAGGAUCAGUUUUAUAGCAGCAACAAAAAAAGUUUUAUAUUUAAAUCGAUUCUGACAACGGUGAUGUAAUUACAUCGUUAUCAACGACAACCAGAGUCAUACUCACACACUGAGACUGUAAUGAAUCGUCAGCUAAGAAUAAUUUAUCUUCAAAGACUUGAACCGACGCAGUUCUUGAUUACUGUAGAUUUAUUAAAUUUUCAAAUCUAUAUAUACAUACUUAUAUAUAAAUAUGUACAUUAUAUGCCGUGGAACGGCAUUCAACUUGUGUGAUAUUCGAUUAAUUAUUUUUUAAAAAUGUAAUUGAAUGAGUGAAUUUCCUGAAAAUGAGAUUCGUGUGUUGAAGAUUUUUUUUUUUAAUUUUUAUAAUAAAUAAACUUUUUUUUUACAAUCGAACUCCAUUAACUCGGACAUUGUCUACGGAGGUGCGGGAAUCCCUUGAAAUUUCUGAGUUAACGGAUGCCCCUUCUCCUGUAAAAAGUAAACUGACGCAUGUGCUGACGUCACAUGAAUGAUACAUAUAUAAAUAUACAUAUAAAUGUAUAGGGUGGGAGCAGCGUACAGUCGAACUCCAUUAUCCCGGAACUUCCCCUGAAUAUUGACCCCCACUGCGAGCUACGCUGUCUCCCACCCAUGUUAUGUCUAUAUUUAUAUAUGAAUCACUCGUGUCGUAAGAGCGCAUGCGUCAUAAUUUACUUUUUACGAGAGAAGGGGCAUCCGUUAACUCGAAAACUCCAAGAACUUAAUGGAGUUCGACUGUAGCUCGUAGUAGAGGUCAAGAUUCAGGGCAAGUUCCGAGAUAAUGGAGUUCGACUGUAGCUCAUCGAUCGCAGAUUUUGUACCUCUGAUAAUUAUUUCGGGCUUUCAAGGCUCGUGUUUACACGCAUAUUUUUUUAUCGUAUUAAUUUGUAUGAGAGUACGAAUUAGUCAUAAAAAUUAUUUGAGUGUAAAUUUAAACAGGAUGUAAUUAAUUACGGAAUUAUUUAAAUGACUAAUUACUAGUCCGUUAAUUUUUCCAUUUAAAUUUAGUGCCAGACUAGAUACUCAUUUUAUUUUAUUUACCUUGACAAUUAGUAUAAUUUUCUUAUUAUUUAUUGAUAUUAAUAUUAAACGAAGCUGUGGCCUAUAACUCACUACCAGUCAGUAUCGCACAAUUACUAACUAAAAAUUAUACCGCAUUAAUUUUAAUGUAUGUCAUAUUUUAUCAAUACAUACAUAUAUACUAAUAUAUGAUAUCUUUAGUUUGCCGAGUUAAUAACAAACUAAAACUACUGAAAAUUCACACGACCCGAUAUGAUACUUAUAGACAUUAACGAUCAAGGACCCGCAUUGAGUGAAAACUAUUUUUACGUAUCGAUCGUCAACGACAAAAGUUCUCUCACUGUAAAUAGUACGUUAUUUUAUUGUAACAAGAGUAAGAUAAAACACAGCUUCUAAAAACAAUUAACAUUUACACAGAAAAAAAAAUUAUUUUUCGCGCAAAAAAUUUUUAUUUACCCCAAGAAAUUUUUUGUACCAUAAAUUAAAAAAAAAAAAUUCUUACGUCAAAAAAUUUUUUGCCAGUCCUAAGAAAAUUUAUGAUCCUGAAGUUAGCAGACAAUUAAAAAUGUUUGGAUUUUUUUUUGAACAAUUAAAUUUGAAAAAAAAUAAAAUUGAAAUUACGCACAUGUAGAAAAUUUA